Gambusia affinis (western mosquitofish) is the source of this 1586-nucleotide messenger RNA. It is a transcript of the gene hyal6, whose product is annotated as hyaluronoglucosaminidase 6. The record is from RefSeq and is a predicted model, not a curated record. Gene Ontology annotation, molecular function: hyalurononglucosaminidase activity. The coding region runs from base 80 to 1579 and encodes 499 amino acids. The transcript is spliced from 4 exons. Gene Ontology annotation, biological process: hyaluronan catabolic process; carbohydrate metabolic process. Lineage: Eukaryota; Metazoa; Chordata; Actinopteri; Cyprinodontiformes; Poeciliidae.
AGGACAAUGAUGCUAUCUCGUUAAAGGAUAUAGAAAAGAUCCUCAACACAGCCAGAAGAGGGGAACAGAAUCCUCUGCCAUGGUGCAAAUAGGACUCCACCUCCUGCCACUGGUCCUUUGGCUUGGCACAGAGGAAAAGCUCCAAGUUCAAGGCCACAGAACAAAACCAGCUCAAACACCUUUGAUCCCUCAUCUGCCUUUUGUUAUAAUCUGGAACGCCCCUACCGAGUCAUGUCGCCUUCGAUUUAAGGUGGAUCUAGACCUCAGCAUUUUUGACAUUGUAGCAAACCUUAAUGAGACAUUAAGUGGGCCGAAUGUCACAAUAUUUUACCAUGGUCAUCUGGGAUACUACCCAUACUAUUCCAACUCAGGUGUUCCUAUCAAUGGUGGCCUGCCACAGAACCAGAGCAUUUCCAAACAUCUGAACAAGGCCCGAGUAGAUAUUGACAAGCUAAUACCACACAAGGAUUUUCGAGGGCUCGGUGUCAUUGACUGGGAGAACUGGAGGCCUCAGUGGGUACGAAAUUGGGGUUCCAAAGACAUCUACCGUAAAAAGUCCAAGGAACAGAUCCACAAGCUCCACCCACACUGGCCAGAAAGCAAAGUGGAAAAAGAAGCAAAGGAUCGUUUUGAAAAGUCAGGGCAAGCUUUCAUGAAUCUCACUUUGGCACUGGCUGAAGUUCGGAGACCAGACGGUCUGUGGGGGUUCUAUCUUUUUCCAGACUGUUACAACUAUGGCUACAAACAACACCCACAAUGCUAUACCGGUGAAUGUCCCAAUGUUGAACAUGUACGCAACGACCAUUUAAUGUGGCUCUGGAAAAAAAGCACAGCCCUCUACCCAUCCAUCUACCUGGACUUUGAGCUGAAAUCUUCCUCAAACACCAUCAAGUUUGUUCACUAUCGAGUGAAAGAAGCCAUGAGGAUUGCAACCAUUGCACGUUCAGACUACACACUGCCUGUCUUUGUCUAUUCCAGACCUUUUUAUGCCUACACCUUUGUUGUGCUUUCAAAGAGUGACUUAGUUCAUACCAUCGGGGAGAGUGCUGCUUUGGGAGCAUCAGGUGUUGUCCUCUGGGGAUCAUCAGAGUAUGCUCGGUCAAAGAGGAACUGCCUUACUGUAAAGAAGUACAUUGAUGGACCGUUAGGACAUUAUGUCAUAAAUGUCACCGCAGCAGCUAAAUUAUGCAGCAAAGCACUUUGCAAGAAGAAUGGAAGAUGUGUCCGAAAGAGCCUGGACUCACGUUACUAUCUCCACCUCAACCCACGCUACUUUCACAUCCACCAUAACUCGGCCCCUGGUGGCCCUCGUUUUGAGGUAAGGGGUCACCUCAACAGCCAUGACAUCCUGGACAUGAGGCACAAGUUCACCUGCCAGUGCUACCAGGGCUGGACUGGUGUUUACUGUGAGAUCCCACAGACUCAGCCACCACCUCUAUCCCCUCCUGUCCUAAUUACACACCUCUGGGGCAAAAGCCUGGUGGCACAUAUUAUGCUCCUCCUUUCUGUCCACUUCCCCUGUCUGUGCAUGAUCAUGUUCUUGGGGCUCUGUCUGGUCAUAAAAGGUCUUAUUCUGUAGAUGUUAC